AUGCAGCCCUAUCGACCGGCUUAUCGAAACCCUUCGCCCGAUCCUGAUCAGGACCUCGCCAUGUUACCUCCCCAGAACAACUACUACUCGCCCGUCAACCCCAGCCACCACCAGCUCCCACCGCAGCACCAGCAGCAGCGACAGCCUCAUCCCCAUGACGACCCUUACUACUCCGACCGAGACUACGUACCGCACCACCCGGGCCAGUCGGACGUCACGACCGGCGCAGACAACUACGGCCAUGGGGCUGCGGGAGGAGGCAUGACGGGCCUUGCUUCCGGCGUCGCCGCUUACCCGGGACAGUCUCGUCGACACCUCCAUGACUCGCGUGCCUACGAGGAGAUGGGAUACCAGGAGACCAUGGGCGGGAACUAUGAGCCGGCUGGAUAUGACCAUGGCUAUCAGUAUCAGCAGCAGCAGCAGCAGCAGCAGCCUCCUCAUCACGCCAACAGCAUGAACAACGGCAACUAUGGCAACAACAACUAUGGCAAUAACAACUAUGGUAACGACAGGUAUAAUGCGUACCAGGAGAAUGCUAAUGCUGGCCCCGCGAGAUACCACUAUGAAGACCCGUACAGGAGAGACGAGUCCAGCCUGGGCGCCGUACACCCGGAAUCCAUCAACCCACAUGAUAUAGUCGACGAUGGAGACGACGGCUUCAUGCCUGAACCCAAGAGACGCUCCAUCCUCAGCAUCGGCCAUAACUCAAGCCACAACAACCUCUAUGCCGGCGCCGUCCCUGUAGCCGGUGCGUCGGGUUCCCUGCCCGGAUCGGGCUCUCGCAGUCCCGCCGGUGGUGCCAGUUCCAGUGGUAAUAUCGGCGGCAACAGCAGCAGGGCAGAUGCACCGCUAUACAACCUCGCGACAGGCGAGAAGAAGGUCUUUGCAGACGAAGAGCGCUCGCGGAAGAAGCGGCUCUGGAUCAUCGGCAUUAUAGUUGCCCUGGUCAUAGCUGGUGCUAUAGCCGGUGGUGUCACAGCAGGCAUCCUCGCCAAUAAGGCUGCCAGCUCCGACCCAAACAGACCCGGCCACUCGGGCUCAGACGACGACAGCAAUGGCGACCUUGGCAAGGACUCGAAAGAGAUCAAGGCCCUGCAGAGCAACGACCUGCACAAGGUCUUCCCGGGCAUGGACUACACUCCCUGGGGAACACAGUACCCUCUCUGUCUCAAGUACCCGCCCAGCCAGAACAACGUCACCCGCGACAUCGCCGUGCUCUCCCAGCUCACCAACACCGUCCGUCUGUACGGCACAGACUGCAACCAGACCGAGAUGGUCCUGCAUGCCUUUAAGCGUCUCGAGCUUCCGCAGAUGAAGCUCUGGCUAGGUGUCUGGAUAGAUACCAACACCACCACCAACGACCGCCAGAUCGAGCAGCUCUACAAGAUCCUCGAAAACACUCCCGACAAAUCAGUCUUCAAGGGCGUCAUCGUCGGAAACGAAGUGCUGUACCGUGGCAAAAACGACCCCUCAACAAUCACCCAGCUGAUGGGCUAUAUCAAGGGCGUCAAGGACGAGCUCUCAAAGCUUAACCUUAAGCUCCCCAUCGCCACGUCCGAUCUAGGAGACGCAUGGACUCAGCCGCUCACCAAGAUAGUCGAUGUAGUUAUGUCCAACGUCCAUCCGUUUUUCGCGGGCGUUACUUCCGCCCAGGGAACGGGCUGGGCAUGGUCGUUCUGGACGGAACACGACGUCGUGCUGACGAAGGGAACAGACAAGAAACAGAUCAUUUCUGAAAUCGGAUGGCCUAGUGGUGGAGGCAAUAACUGUGGCAUGGAUAAGUGUCCUGAUUCCACCUCGGGUUCGGUAGCUAGCGUUAAGGAUUUGAAUAUCUUCAUGGACCAUUGGGUCUGUGAGGCCUUGAGUAAUGGCACAGACUACUUCUGGUUCGAGGCCUUCGAUGAGCCGUGGAAAGUCAGGUAUAAUGAACCCGGCAAGGAAUGGGAAGAUAAAUGGGGUCUCAUGGAUCCCGGCCGGGUUCUUAAGCCUGGUAUCAAGAUUCCCGACUGCGGCGGCAAGACGAUCAACUAA
Nannizzia gypsea CBS 118893 is the source of this 2031-nucleotide messenger RNA. Its product is annotated as endo-beta-1,3-glucanase. Gene Ontology annotation, cellular component: fungal-type cell wall; extracellular region; cell surface. Bases 1 to 2031 code for a protein of 676 amino acids. Gene Ontology annotation, biological process: cell wall organization. The transcript is spliced from 2 exons. The record is from RefSeq and is a predicted model, not a curated record. Gene Ontology annotation, molecular function: glucan endo-1,3-beta-D-glucosidase activity; 1,3-beta-glucanosyltransferase activity. Lineage: Eukaryota; Fungi; Ascomycota; Eurotiomycetes; Onygenales; Arthrodermataceae.